Messenger RNA from Trichomycterus rosablanca, 4766 nucleotides. It is a transcript of the gene ell2, whose product is annotated as elongation factor for RNA polymerase II 2. Gene Ontology annotation, biological process: positive regulation of transcription elongation by RNA polymerase II; transcription elongation by RNA polymerase II; snRNA transcription by RNA polymerase II. NCBI's taxonomy places the organism in Eukaryota, Metazoa, Chordata, Actinopteri, Siluriformes, Trichomycteridae. Gene Ontology annotation, cellular component: transcription elongation factor complex. The record is from RefSeq and is a predicted model, not a curated record. The transcript has 12 exons. Gene Ontology annotation, molecular function: cis-regulatory region sequence-specific DNA binding. Bases 61 to 1932 code for a protein of 623 amino acids.
GCUCUGCGGGCUGAUAUCCGAGCGCUACGUCAGAGGGACGAUGGUGGCAGCCUGGUAAAGAUGGCCGCUCUCUCCGAGGAUCGGAGAUAUGGACUGAACUGCGGCCGAACUGCCGAAACAAUCACCGUUUUACACGUUAAACUAACCGAGACAGCCAUCCGAGCUCUGGAGAGCUACCAGAACUGUAAGAAUGCACCGUCCUCGCAGCAGCCAACAAUACAUUUCCAAAAACUGCAAGGGCGUAUUAAAAUUCCAAAGUCCGACGUCUCAGACGGAGCUCACAUCUUCGAUUUUUACCUGUCCAAUGUUGGCAAGGAUAAUCCUCAGGGAAGCUUUGAAUGCAUCCAGCAGUAUACGCCCAGCUCCGGAAGCCCCCGGCUGUCCUCUCUGGGGGCCAUUCAGGACAAAAUCACAGUGUGUGCAACCAGCGACUCGUACCAGGUGACCCGAGAGCGUAUGACCCAGGCUGAGGAGGACACACGCAAGAGGAGCACCAAGGUCAUCAAACCUGGAGGACAGUUCAGAGGUACAAAGGUCCAGAUCCGAAAGCCAGCCCCCUCCGCCCCGGACUUAGUUCCGGAGAGAAAGCGGUCGACCCCCAUGAACCCAGCCAACACCAUCCGCAAGUGCCUUACCAACAACCCGGUGUCCCAGCGGCCAUACCGGGAGCGCAUCAUCCACCUGCUGGCUCUGCGCUCCUACAAGAAGCUGGAGGUUUUGGCCAGGCUGCAGCGAGAUGGGAUCAGCCAGAAGGACCGCAACUCGCUGGGAAGCACUUUACAGCAGGUGGCCAAUCUGAACCCGAAGGAUAACUCGUACUCUUUAAAAGACUUUAUCUACCGUGAGGUUCAGAGGGACUGGCCCGGUUACACUGAGGAUGAUCGAGUCCAAAUCGACCGCAUACUCACCCGUAAACUGGGCCUGCCAGCAGAUUCUCUGUCCUCCAUCAGCUCUCCCAAAGAGCCAACAUCACCACAGAAACGCCAGCCUGAGGGUGACUUCAUUGAUCCCCUGAUGCCCAAGAAACCCCGUAUCUCCCAUCUCAGCAACCGAGGGGCUCUGACCUCAUCGGAUCGCCGAACCGCCGCUGAGGCGGAGAAGAGAGCUGCCCCUCCGGUGAGCGCAGCCUGCCCAGGUGCCUCAUCCCAACCCCCGGUGUCCCACCCUUCCUCAGGCUCCAACUCCAAUUCGCCCAGCACGCCGGAAGGCCGCGGAACCCAGGACCUUCCCCUCGACCAGAGCUCCACGUGUGGGGAGGAGACGGAACGCUACUCUCCCAGCGUCCUCACCCCCAGCUCCACCUUCCUGCCGCCCACGGCCAUGUCCCCAGCAGCCAGCAGUAGCAAAAAGCCCAAAAAGAAGUCCAAGAAGCACAAAGACAAGGAACGCGAGAGGAGAGAGGAAAAGGACAAAGUGCGACACCGGGAGGCCGAGGAGGACGAGAGGCCCAAAAAGAGGCACCGCUCUGAGCCAGAGGAAAUCCACCUACCAGCCAAAGUGAACAGCCCAGUGUCAGACAGAGAAUCACACAAAGAAGACCGAACAAGCAAAUCUGAUGUCACCGAACUGUCGACCCCUGUGAUCCCUGAUUACAUAGCUAAGUACACCGCAGUUGUGUCGAUGGAUCAGAGGCAGCGCUACAAGGGCGACUUCAAUGCCGAGUACGAUGAGUAUCGCUCCCUUCACGCUCGUGUGGAAGGCAUCACACGUCGCUUCACACUUCUAGAUGCUCGGUGCAGACGUCUGCUUCCUGGAAGCAAAAAGUUCCAGGAGGCACAUGAAGAGGUCCUUCAGGAAUACAAGAAUGUGAAACAACACAACCCAAACUACCACGAUGAGCGGCAGCGCUGCGAGUACCUGCACAACAAGCUGGCUCAUAUCAAGCGGCUCAUUGCUGAUUUCGACCAGCGGCGGGCGCAGUCCUGGCUUUAGCCGGUCGGAGGCCGGCGGCCAAUCACUUCACAGACUAAUCACCACUGUCAGUGGGAGCCAGGGAUCAAACUGCCUGGAUUACUUUUAAUUUUCCUUACACAUCCCACACUUAACCAGAACAGCAUUUCAUUUCAUUUCAGUUUCACCUGCCCCUGUCUCUCUUUAUUUUUCCUUUAUUUUUUUUUUCUUGUCUUUUUUGAGAUGUUGUUCCCUGUGACCACUGCCUUCAUGUUUGAGAAGAGGCUUCUCUUCACGCUAGUGAUGUCACGCACGUCCAGAGGAAUAACACUUCCUUGCUUUGAACUUUAAAAAAAGAUAACCAAAAAAAAACGACUUAAGAAUUAAAAAUGUAUCAGUAUAAAGAAAAUACUAUAUAUAGCUACUUGUAUUUAAAAGGAAUAUGGAAGAUCUAUUUAUUUUGAAUGGAAGGAGUAAGAAUGAGUCUGUAGAUGAUCUUUCCUGGAUGCGAUGCAAUGCCGGGGGCCUUAAAUAAACUAUCUGUUCGACCUCCUGAAGCCUUUUGCACAGGGCGGCUGAGCCAGUGCGUAUUUAAAAAAAAAAAAAGAAAAAAAGAAAAAAAAAGAGGGGUACAUUGAACCAGAUGUGAGGAACCAGCAGCCAUGAGAUUCCUUUCCUCCCAGGACCCUGCCUUCAGUAUUGUUGCUUACUGUGCAAAUGGUGCCUUAAUGUGUUCGUUUACACACGAGAACACGGAGUCCAAGAGUCUCCCAGGGGCCUGAGCUAUUGGGAGAGGUGACCGGGACGUAGCGGCGUGUUAAACACGACGUUUGUGGAGGGUGCAUGCUUUCAUGUGUGUUUAUACGCUAACGUGAGAGGCCAGACGGCACUAGAGCGAGGGGUUGUGUUUGCCAGAUGUACGAGUGUGUACGGCUAAUUAAGAAUAGAUGAGUGCGUAUGCGUGUGAGUGCUAGGUGUGGAUGAACGGGUCCGUGUGAGAAAAUAGGUCGAGCUGACGUAAAGGAGAUAUUAAAAAAAAAAAUUGAAAAUGAAAACCAAAAAAAGCUGCUACAGUCUUUACGCCAGAGCACUCGUGAUCAAACUGGCUCGUGUUACAUGUUCUUAAUUUGAAAGAUAAGGACAGAGGAUGGCUAGUGUUCUCUCUACAGCGCCUUUAGAAACACAAGGUGCUGUUAACCCUUUUAGAACCCGAUUUUGUUUUAAAGGGGGGGUCAGAAGUAAUUAUUUCGCUUUUGAAUGCAUAUAUGGCGUUGAAUGCAUAGGAAAAUUAUUAAGGCAGCCAUGCUUACUAUAAAAGAAUAUAAAUAUAUAAUAUAUGGCACCCUGAAUGGCUAACAAAUAGAAAUACAAGUAAAUCUUUUUUUCCCAUAAUCCGAUUCCCCUCAAAAGCAAAACCUUUGUUAGAUCAGAAGAGAACGAACCUGGGAUCUGAAAGGAUUAAAGAGAGAAACACUGAGGUCAGCCUGUAUUACAAUUUCAAAUGUGUUCUUCUUAAUUAUUCCAGAAGUUUCAAACUAGAAUUAUUUAUGAUUUAUGAAUAACCAGCUGUUUUAUUUUUUUGUUUUGAAUUCACGAUUUAAUUUUUGAAGCAAGUGAAUGGAAAUCACGACUGAAGUGAUCAGAAACACCAUUUAUUUUCAAUGAAAUACCUUUAACAAGAAGAUGCUUAAAGUUUAAGGGAAACUUUGUUUACAAAACCUGUUGGAAUGAUUUGCCAAAGGAAGAAAAAUCUGUUUUGAUUUCAAAUAAACUGCAUCAAUUUAAGUUUCCUUAAAGAAAAUGGUAGUAGCAUUACAGAUCACGAUGUUCUAUUUCUGCUUUUAUCCAGAUCAGAGAGAGGAAAAAUAGUUUGAUGACUAUCUGAAUGCGUGUACUGCUUUACCUGCUGUCCGAUCGAAACGUUUUGAACGUCACUACAGACGUGUGAAGUCUUACUGGAUAUAGAACUAUUUCCUGUUCCUUUACUUUCUUACUUAAGUAUUACCUUGUACCAGCUUCUGUUGAGAAAUUUACCUUGCUAUGGGACGAGCUUAAUGGGACGAGAUUAAUUAGAAUAAUCAACCCAUUCUGUGGUGUUCUGAAUCAUGUGUUUAUGAGUAUUAAGUCUGGGCAGAUUGUCAAAUUUGGCCACUUUAAGGAUCCUGAUGAUAAGUAUUUGGCUGUCCCUGACUCAGAAAUGUUAGGCCUGAUACCCUGUUUCUCAAUAAAUGGGUGUAAAAGCCUUUUAAUCAGUUCUAUUAACAAGGUCAUUAACAAGGUGGUGCAUGAUUGAAAAGGGUUAUGGGAUUUUAUUUUAUAGUUUUUUUUUGGUACUUAAAUAAAUUCCCAGUAAUGAAUCAAGCAAUGGAAAAAAGCCAGAUGCUUGUAAUGGUUAAUUUGAGGAGUUUCGCUGCCCUGUGUGUGCCCUCCCAGUUCGUAUGGAAAGCAAAUUUCUCAAAAUGUUAGGAUUUCAGGGCUGUAGAGUUGAUUACCCCGUAACAAACUCUUCUCUUCUGCAUUUGUUAUGUUAGAAGAUUUUGUUUUGUUUUGUUUUCCAGGAAUCGUGCCGUCACAGAAAUGAUAUUUAUUCAGAAUUAAAAUCGGGGGCUUGGUCAUCUAUGGCCCGCAUUCGAAUUCCAUUUUGAAGAGACCAUUUAAAUGUGUUGGACACUAAUCAUUUACAGAAAGAGUUAAGAGUUGGUUACAACUUAGUAUUAAAGAGAAAACAUGCAAAGCAAGUUGGGGAAAAACCAUUGAACACUUGUGAAGUAAAAGUGGAAUGAGGUUCACCAAAAUUUGCUCUCAAGUAUUUCCAACCUUUUCAACUAAAAUGUGCAUUAUUACAUCAGUUCAAUAAAAUGUGAACUUGAGAAAUA